Messenger RNA from Sinocyclocheilus rhinocerous, 1300 nucleotides. RefSeq names its product protein FAM107B-like. The transcript has 5 exons. The record is from RefSeq and is a predicted model, not a curated record. Gene Ontology annotation, biological process: actin filament bundle assembly; actin filament polymerization; regulation of actin cytoskeleton organization. The coding region runs from base 230 to 817 and encodes 195 amino acids. Lineage: Eukaryota; Metazoa; Chordata; Actinopteri; Cypriniformes; Cyprinidae. Gene Ontology annotation, cellular component: synapse; stress fiber; neuron projection.
CCUAACUUGUCACAUUCCCCGGACUACCCCACUGCUGUCGAGGUGCCAGGGAGAGCGAGAGAGUUUUUCUGUCUUAAUUCACCCCACUCCCUCCCUCCCUGGUGGAGCCAAAGUGGACACGGCUCCAGUCAAGGAGAGAAGUAGAGUUUGGAAUCAUAAGGAAAUCUCUGGAGUCUGGGCCUACUGGACAGACAGCAACCUCAUCCCAACCCCACCCCAAAGUCUCAGCAUGGGGGCAUCCUAUGGCAAGAAAAAAGGAUACAAUUUUAAGCAGCCGAGUGUGAAAAAUGGAAAACACCUGAAUGGAGUGGCUUCAGCAUAUGCAGAUAUCCAAUGGGAACAGCCUCAUCAGCCGAGAAACCCGGACAGGGAUCCAUUUGAUUACCCUCAUCGUGAGAUCCCCCCGUUGGCCAGUUAUACUCCUCAGCCUGAUUACAUGACAGGGGAUGAUGAUCUCAUCAAGCCUAAAAAGAUGAUUAAUCCAGUGAAAUCCUCUAAAAGCCACCAGGAGCUUCAUCGGGAGCUGCUUAUGAACCAUAAACGAGGUAUUGGUGUGGAGAAUAAGCCAGAAUUGCAACGUGUGUUGGAAGAAAGGAAAAGAGAGCAGAUAAUUAAACAGAAAAAGCAGGAUGAGGAGGCCAGGAGGAAAAUAUCUCAAUUGGAACAUGAACUUCUCAAGAGACACCAGAAACUAGACGAGCUGGAGAAGGAGCAGGCAAGACUGGAGGAUAGCAACUGCAGUGCUCCAGAGUUCAUAAAAGUGAAGGAGAACCUGAGACGGACAUCACUUGCCAGUUCUGGAGAGAAGGAGGUGUAGGGGUGUAAACAAAGACUGGAUCCAUGUGUGUUUGUGCACAGCCAGUAACAUAGAGACCUGCUACAGCUCCUAAACACCACUCACAUGACUGCGCUUCUCUACUUCCUGUCUCACACCCACAACACCCUCACCUCUCGCUGUAGCAGGUUCAGAGAGGGCAGAGAUAAGGAUAAGACCCAACGAGUCUCUGCUACACUUUCACAUCAUGAGGAGGUUGACGCUUAAGAGGUUUCAAAAGACUGCAACGAGAAAAGGAGUGUUGUUGUUUUUCUUUUCUGCUCUGAGUUGGACUAAAUGGGUAAAAGAACUGCCCAGGUUGCUUAUGAGUUUGUGUGCAUGCAUGGAUGGACAGCUAUGUUCUGGUUCUGUCACAUUAGUUGAUAAUGUGAAAACAAGGUACAGGGAUAAGUUUCAGAUUGAAUAAACAAUAUAUUGCUCUCUAAAUGUCAAGCAGAACAUUUAUAAGGUGGCAAUUAGACAAAC